AACUUCCUAGCUAGGUAUCUACAAUCCAAAAUGCAUGGUCCAUCCUCCGAUCCCCUAAUAAAUAAGAGAGUUUAAAAUUAAUUAUAACUUAGAAAAAGUGCAACUUUCAUAGCUAGGGUUUCCAUGAAUAAAUAAAGCUCUCCACAAACAAAAAAUUCACACAACAGCCAUUUCCUCAAAUCCUUUAUGAUAUAGUACGAGUAGUUGGCUGGAACUUCUUAGCCAUCACUUAACAUAAGCGUUUGAGUUGAAUACGUGCAUACACAUAUAUAAUCGAAUCGAAAAAAGAAAUGGAGAAGUAUGGGAAUUCAAAGAGCUGGAGUAAAGAGAUGGAGGUUGAUGAUGGAUCAACGGACAAAGAGAGCGAUAGCGAAAACGACAACACCGGUGUGGGAAGGACAUAUGAGUGCAACUACUGCAAGAGAGGGUUCACGAAUGCUCAAGCAUUAGGAGGGCACAUGAACAUACAUAGGAAGGAUAAAGCCAAAGCCAAAGCCAGACAACAACAACAACAACAACAAGCCUACACUAAUAAUAAUUUCUCUUCAUCAUCUUCGAUUUCUUUCAAGUCAACUGCUAUGGAGCCUGUAUCGCCCUACUCGUCUUCUUCCUUGGUACCUUUUCGUCAAGGGUACUACCCUUUUCCUAGUAACCCUAACAUAUUUUCGUCACAUCCAAAUCAUAAUCAUUUUAUUAACAGACGUACAACUCGACUUUUUGGGAUGUAUGAGGAUCAGUUGGGUGCGGAUUUAAGUUUAAGGAUCAGCUCAACCAACAUAGAUCAAUAUCAUCAACAACAACUUAAAGAAAAGAACAAGAAGAAAGAAGACAUCGAUUUGGAGCUUCGCUUAGGGUAUGAUCCAUAAUAUCGUAAUUUAUAUAUAUAUAUACAACUAUACUAAUGAAUAUGAAUAUGUAAUUAUACCAAUGUUCUGUGUGGAAAUAAAUACAUAGUUUGUU
Messenger RNA from Chenopodium quinoa (quinoa), 960 nucleotides. RefSeq names its product zinc finger protein 11-like. NCBI's taxonomy places the organism in Eukaryota, Viridiplantae, Streptophyta, Magnoliopsida, Caryophyllales, Amaranthaceae. Bases 291 to 866 code for a protein of 191 amino acids. The transcript has a single exon. The record is from RefSeq and is a predicted model, not a curated record.